This is a messenger RNA of Ilex paraguariensis (yerba mate), 3867 nucleotides long. The record is from the annotation of a GenBank genome assembly. Lineage: Eukaryota; Viridiplantae; Streptophyta; Magnoliopsida; Aquifoliales; Aquifoliaceae.
AUGGCAUCGCUAAUGGAGUCCGCACUUACAAACCCACUGUUCCCAAAAACUCAGUCAGUUCAAUCACCUCACAAUCUCGGAUUAGUUCAAAAAUUCCCUUCAAACCCCAAUUCAGUCCUUGUUCUUCACUCUUCCUCAAAUUACUCCGGUGUGUGCAUGUGCUUUGUUGAUGAAACAGUCAAACCAUUGCCACCGCCCUCCCAAAACCCCGACCUCAUUUCCGACACUGACCCAGUUUCAACCACAGAGCACCGGAGAGUGGUGCGGCUGGCCUGGGAGAAGCUGGUCCGGUGGUCACGUUCUUGGCAGUCCAAGGUUGCCACGAACGACGUCCUUGGCCGCACUAACAAAGUGGUUGUGCUUGGAGGGGGAUCUUUUGGGACGGCAAUGGCUGCUCAUGUUGCUAAUAGAAAGGCUCAGCUAGAAGUUAGCAUGCUUGUGCGAGAUCCUCAAAUAUGUCAGUCUAUUAACGAAAAGCACUGUAACUGUAAGUAUUUCCCAGAACACAUACUGCCAGAAAAUGUGACUGCAACAGCUGAUGCCAAAGCUGCUCUGCUGGGUGCAGAUUUUUGCCUCCAUGCCAUACCUGUCCAGGUGAAACGCACUUGUGGCCUAACACAGCCAUAUAUUGUGCUAUCAGGACCUUCAUGUGCAUUGGAACUGAUGAAUGAAUUGCCAUCAGCAAUGGUCGUGGCAUCAAAGGACAAACAAAUGGCAAAUGCAGUUCAGCAACUUCUAGCUUCUAAAAAUCUGAGAAUCAGCACAUCAAGUGAUGUUACUGGGGUGGAAAUUGCGGGUGCUUUAAAGAAUGUACUUGCAAUAGCAGCAGGAAUUGUGGAAGGAAUGAACCUUGGUAACAAUUCCAUGGCAGCUCUGGUUGCACAAGUACAUUGGUACAUUAGGAGACAUUUGUGCUACAAUGUAGUUUUGGAUUAUAAUAUUCGUAUGGAAAUUGAAUACCUUAUUCUGGGUGUCUUUUUUCCCCCAAUGAAGAUGGGUGCAAAGUGGGCUACAAUGACUGGCUUAGCAGGAUAUGGAGACAUUAGGCUCACAUGUUUUGUGAAUCUUUCAAGAAACAGAACAGUUGGAGUGGCUGAAGGUGUAUCAACGGCAAAAGCUGUGAUUGCUUUGGCGGAGAAAUACAACGUUAAAAUGCCAGUCUUGACGGCAGUUGCUCACAUCAUUGACAAUGAGUUGACCCCUAAGAAAGCUGUCUAUGAGUUGAUGAACCUUCCUCAGCUUAAUCUCAAGAUUAAGGCCUUAAUCCAACAAGGACACUAUUCAGAAGCCCUUGAAUCAUACACUAGAGAACCUCAAUCUCCUCUAAUUGCCACCAAAUUUACCUUCCCUUCUCUUCUCAAAGCCUGUGCGUCGCUUUCAAAUUCUUGCUACGGUAAAAUAAUUCAUGCCACAAUCAUACAAACGGGCUUACAAUUUGAUCCAUUCGUCGCCGCCUCGCUGAUCAACAUGUACGUAAAAUGUGGGUCGCUGGAGAACGCAGUCCAACUGUUUGAAAAUGUGCCUGAUGGUGAAGAAUUGGCGCGAGAUGUCACAUUUCGGAACUCUAUGAUUGAUGGGUAUUUUAAAUAUGGCCUUGUUGACGAGGGGAUUGCUCAAUUUCGCCGAAUGCAACCAUUGGGUGUUAAACCUGAUGGGUAUUCUCUUUGUAUUCUUCUCAGAGUGUGUGAUGCUAUUUUGGGUUCUUUGGAAGGAAAACAAAUUCAUGGUUACAUUGUUAGAAACUUGCGUGAUGGUGACCCUUUUGUGGUGACUGCACUAAUUGAUAUGUAUUCGAAUUGUGGCAGACCAAUGGAUGCUUUGCGAGUUUUUGAGAAUUCAACUGAUAGGAACAACAUUGUAGUAUGGAAUGCGAUUAUUGGAAGGCUAAGUGAGGAUGGGUUUUGGGAGCAUAGUUUAGAAUUGUACUCAUUUGCUAAGGAUGAAGACUGCAGACUUGUGUCCACAACGUUUUCUGGUGUGCUUACUGCUUGCUCUCUGGGAGAAGAUGUGAAAUUUGGAAGGCGGGUUCAUUGUGAUGUGAUCAAGAUGGGUUUUCAGAAUGACCCAUAUGUUUGUACUUCUCUCCUGACCAUGUAUGGCAAGUCCAGAUAUGUUGAAGAUGCAAAAAAAGUUUUUGAUUCAGUGCUAGAUAAAGAAAUUGCACUAUGGAAUGCUUUGAUCUCGGCUUAUAUAUGUAAUGGCUGUGCUUAUGAUGCUUUGGAUGUUUACACUCAGAUGAGUUUAGGAGAGAUUCCAUUUGAUUCUUUCACAAUAUCUAAUCUGUUAGUCACUUGUACUAUGAGUGGAUUAUAUGAUCUUGGUAGGACACUUCAUGGGGAACUGAUCAAAAGAUCAAUAGAUAGUAAUGUUGCUGUGCAGAGUGCUCUGUUGACAAUGUACUCGAAAUGUGGCCAUGUGGAGGAUGCCAAUGUACUUUUUGGUACGAUGAAGGGAAAGGAUUUGGUGGCAUGGGGCUCCAUGAUAUCAGGGUUUUGCCAAAAUAGGAAGUUCAAGGAAGCGUUGGAUCUAUUUAGGACAAUGCAGGUUGAUGGACUGAAACCAGAUUCUGACAUUAUGGCAAGUAUAAUAAAUUCUUGUGAAGGACUAGAGUGCAUAGAGAUGGGCUGGGUAGUUCAUGGACUUGUAAUAAAGAGUGGUUUUGGAUUAGAUUCUUUUGUGUCCAGUUCACUCAUAGAUAUGUAUUCCAAUUAUGGAUCGGUAGAGAUGGCCGCAAAUGUAUUUUUUCACUUGCUACAGAAGAAUUUGGUGGUUUGGAAUUCUAUGAUUUCCUGCUACUGCCAGAAUGGCCUCCCAGGGCUUUCAAUUUGUCUUCUUCCUCAAAUUGUACAGCACAGCCUACGUCCAGACAUUGUUUCCAUCACCAGUGUCCUUGUUGCAGUUUCAUCAAUGGCAGCAUUACUUAAAGGAAAGACUAUACAUGGAUACCAAAUUAGACUCGAGAUUUCUGCUGAUAUUCAAGUGGAAAAUGCUUUUAUCGAUAUGUAUAUCAAGUGUGGAUGCUUAAAAUAUGCACAUUAUAUCUUCCAAAACAUGCCUAGAAGAAACCUAGUGUCAUGGAAUUCAAUGAUUGCUGGUUUUGGAUCUCAUGGUGAGUGUCUAAAAGCAAUAAAUUUAUUCGACGAGAUGAGAGGAUCAGAUAUCAAACCUGACGAUGUAACAUUCCUUUCCCUGAUUUCAUCUUGCAACCACUCUGGUUUAAUCGAAGAAGGUCUCUAUCUGUUUCAGCUGAUGAAACUGUACAGAAUUGAGCCUGGAAUGGAGCAUUAUGUAAAUGUAGUGGAUCUCCUGGGCCGCGCUGGAUGCUUGAGUGAUGCUUACAGUGUCAUACAGAGCAUGCCCAUUGAACCUGACAGAACUGUGUGGUUAUCUUUGUUGUCUGCAUGUCGAGUGCAUCACAAUAUAGAACUUGGAGAACUUGCUGCCCAUGACCUACUAAAGAUGGACCCGGCCAGAGGCAGCAAUUAUGCUCAAGUGUUGAAUUUGUAUGAAGAAGCAGGAUUAAGGGACAGGGCAGCAAACUUGAGAGCAUCAAUGAGGCAGAAAGGGUUGAAGAAGAACCCCGGAUGUAGUUGGAUUGAGGUGGGAAAUAAGGUUGAUAUUUUCUUCUCAAGAGAUUCGUCCCCCCAAGGACAGUCGAGAUCUAUGAUACACUCAGCAGUCUUCGGAGCAACAUGCAAAGGAGAGGAGGUUAUCAUGAAGAUAUUGAGGCAUUCUGAGACCCAUAAGAAUGAGGAAUUUGUUUCUUCAAUUCAAGCUAAAAGACUAGUUUCCUUGGCUUCACUCAUGACUUUUAUUAGGAUCAUAAGGUUGUAUACAUCUAACAUCCAUACACUCCUCAAAUGGUAA